This is a messenger RNA of Populus euphratica (Euphrates poplar), 2419 nucleotides long. RefSeq names its product Mitochondrial transcription termination factor family protein (gene SHOT1). Gene Ontology annotation, biological process: regulation of DNA-templated transcription. Lineage: Eukaryota; Viridiplantae; Streptophyta; Magnoliopsida; Malpighiales; Salicaceae. Gene Ontology annotation, molecular function: double-stranded DNA binding. The coding region runs from base 31 to 1704 and encodes 557 amino acids. The transcript is spliced from 2 exons. The record is from RefSeq and is a predicted model, not a curated record.
GCCCUGAAAAAUCAGAGUAAAAACCCUAAUAUGUGGAAGAUGCCAAUACCAAUUCCAAUCUAUACAACAUUUUGCCGCCAUUUUAGCAGCUCUCUACCAAAACGUCCAAUAUUUACGAGUGUGCCAUGGAAGUACAAGAAUCAAGCAAUCAAACUAGCUCAGCAAGCUUUAACAGAUUAUCUACACUCAACAAGGUCACUACCAUACACUUAUGCAGAUCAAAUAAGCAAGAAUUCUCUUGUUUCGCUCUCAAAUCUAGUAUCCAACAUUCAUUUCACUUCACCAACAUUCGCUACUUCACUUCAGAAAUAUCUCAGGUACCAUCCCAUUAAUGAAUUAGAGUUUUUUUAUGAAAGUAUUGGAAUUGAUUACGAUGAGGUUAGUGGGUUUUUGUCUAAUGACAAGUUUUUUAUUUCUGAAGAGGGGAGUGCUAUAAAUGUUUCUUGUGUGCUUUGUGAUUUUGGGUUUCCCUGGAAUAAGUUGGGGAUGUUGUAUAAAGAGGAGAAACGUGUUUUCAGUAUGAGUGAAGAGGAGGUGAAGUCCAGGCUUUGUGGGCUUAAGGGUUUUAGGUUUAGCACUACGUCGGUGAUUGGUAUUUCCUUGGCGUUUCCUUUUGUGUUGAGAGGUGAAUUGAGUGGCGAGAUUGGUGCUUUGUUUGAUGAUCUGAAAAGGGUUUUUGUGGAUUUUGAUUUGGAGAGUUGUGUUGAAGGAAAUGUGGAUGCUUGGUAUGAGGUUUGUAGGAAAAUUCGGGUGUUUUAUGAUUUGGGCUGUGAGAAAGGGAAAGUAGGGGAGUUGAUGGGGAAGAGUAAAAGAAUUUUUGUUGAUUACCCAUUAGAGGUUUUGGUUCAAAAGGCUGAGUUUUUUUGUAAAUUUGGUGUUAGAAAGGAGGAUGUUGGUUUGUUAUUACUAAAGAAGCCAGGAAUUUUGGAUUUUCAGUUGGAUGGGCAGGUAAUUUCAGUUGAGGGGUUGUUGAAGCAUUUUGGGUUGAGUGCUGAAGAAUUGAAAUCUGUUGCUCAAAAUUAUGGCCAUGUAUUUGGCAGAAAUAAAAUGGCCAAUUUGCCUCAUGUGAUGAGAGCUAUGGAGUUACAUAAGUGGUUUUUCAAUAAAAUUAAGGAUGGAAAUCAUCAAUUGCUUGCUAGUUAUGUCAUGAGUGAUCCUGAUGAAGAUUUGGAUGAAAAAUAUAGAGAUGGCUUGGAAAGGAUCCAAUGUACAAGAACGCCCAUGCAUACAAUGAAUAAGUUGGAGUUCUUGCAUGCAAUCGGGUUUGGAGAGAAUGCUUUAACUAUUAAGGUAUUAACUGACUUGCAUGGUACUAGUGGUGAAUUACAAGAACGAGUUGGUUGCCUUCUUCGUUAUGGGAUUGUAUUCUCGAAGCUUUGCUCGAUGAUUAGAAUGAUGCCAAAGAUCCUUAGCCAAAAGCCUGAGAUACUGCAGCAGAAAUUAAACUACCUUUGCGAGGACAUGAAAUCCUCCUUGCAGUACCUUGAUAUUUUCCCUUCAUUUUUGUGUUUUAACCUGGAGAAUCGGAUUAAACCAAGACAUAGAUUUCAUAUGUGGCUCACAGAAAGGGGUUUCUGUAAGCAGGAGUACUCCAUUGCAAGCAUUGUUGCAACCAGUGACAAGAGUUUUGUAGCUCGCUUACAUGUAAUUCACCCAGAUGCUCCAAAACUUUGGGUUGAUUUUUCUCAUUCAAAAGCCCACUGAAAGAUGGAGAACAGUAAAAUAUGGUGAGUCAGUGUGAUAAUCUUCUUGGCAGGUAGAUACUUCUGACAAUUACUGUGAACAGUGUUUUGAAUUUUUUCAUUCAUGUAUUAGAUGGAUGUGUCAUGUUCGUUGAUAUCUUGCUGACUUGCCCGGGGACACCUGCAUCUGUCUUUUUCCUCAGUCUCUGGUUCUAGCCGUCAUGUAGCAUUGAAUUCAGCAGCGUUGAUUUGAUCUUCCUGGGUGCGGCCUUGAGAAAAUUCCAACAAGUUUCGCGCAACAUUUGGAAACAACCGGGGUUUGUUCCAUGUUAAAUGACCAUUGCUGUUGCAUAUUUUCAUCCCUGUCAGCAUAUGGAGGGUGCAUUGAAGUCCCAGGGAUGUGGACGACUCGUGGACAAUCUCACUUCUCAUGAAACUUGCACCUCCCCUUUCUCCUCUCCCAAAUAAAGUGGACAUGGAAGCUGGAGAAAGCUGAUGGCCAGGCUGCUGAACUCUGAUGUUGGAAGUAGCAGUCACUAUACCACAAUUCUUUCUUCCAAAACAUUACAAAGACACUGCUUGUCUAUGAUAAGAAACUGAUGUAUGGUGAUGUUUAUUCUCACGCAGUUUUUGUUUCUAAUGGCAAGCUCUAAGAUAUUUAGGGAAGUAAUUAUCUACUCUACUAAAAAGGAAAUGAAUCCCUUCACCGUUCAUAUUUUCUUUUUCCUUCUUUUUUU